This is a messenger RNA of Asparagus officinalis (garden asparagus), 5021 nucleotides long. Its product is annotated as transcription elongation factor SPT6 homolog. NCBI's taxonomy places the organism in Eukaryota, Viridiplantae, Streptophyta, Magnoliopsida, Asparagales, Asparagaceae. The record is from RefSeq and is a predicted model, not a curated record. Gene Ontology annotation, biological process: nucleosome organization; transcription elongation by RNA polymerase II; transcription elongation-coupled chromatin remodeling. Gene Ontology annotation, cellular component: transcription elongation factor complex. The coding region runs from base 188 to 4996 and encodes 1602 amino acids. The transcript is spliced from 17 exons. Gene Ontology annotation, molecular function: nucleosome binding; DNA binding; histone binding.
ACCUCGAGUGCAAAUUUCUCCUCAAUUUUCCCCUAAUAUUGCUCCCUUCGUCACGAUCGAGGGCUAGGGUUUUGCGAUUUCUGAAACCCUAAUCCAAAUCCCCACUUGUAUUCGAUUGCUAUCGAAUCUAGGGUUUGAACUAGUCUAAAGUCGAAGUUAGGGUUAGGUUUUCCUUUGUAUCUUCGAAAUGGGAGGAAGAACUGUGGUCUCCGAUGACGAAGACGAGAUUGAAGAGGAAGAGGACGGUCGAGAAGAGAAAGAAGCCGUCGAGGUCGAUGAGAGAGAUGACGAAGACGAUGAUGAAGAAGAUGAAGAGGGUCAAGAUGAAUAUGAGAAAGAUGACUUCAUAGUGGAUGAUGAAGAAGAAGUGGAGGAAGAUGAAGAAGAUGGGAAGAAGGAUGAUAGUGACGGAGAGAGACAUAGGAAAAAGAAGAAGAAGAAAAGAGAGUCGGAGAGAAACUACGAGCUUGAUGAAGAUGAUUAUGAGUUGCUUGAGGAUAAUAAUAUAACUGGUUUUCAUCGGCCAAAACCCGGAAGCAAGUUUAAGCGCUUGAAGAAGGCAGGAAGAGGUGCUGAGGGAGAGGAGAGGCCUGGGUUUUCUGAUGAAGAAGAAUUCGAUAAGUACAACCAUGGUGGCCAGAGGACAGCUGAGGAAAAACUUAAACGCAGUUUGUUUGGUGAUGAUGAAGGCGUACCACUGGAGGAUAUUGCUGAAGAACAGGAGCAACAGGAAGAGGAGGAUGAAGAGAUUGGUGAAGAUGAUGAGAUGGCUGACUUUAUCGUUGAUGAGGAAGAUGUUGAUGAAGAUGGUGCAGUUGUGAGGAAGAAGAAGAUCAAGAAAAGGAAAGUGCGACAAGCACCGGGCGUUUCAUCAAGUGCACUUCAGGAAGCUCAUGAAAUAUUUGGGGAUGUUGACGAGCUCUUGAUGCUGCGCAAGCAAGGCAUUGCAAGGGCUGCUAGUGAUGCUGGUGGUCUUGGGGAGAAGAGGUUGGAAGAUGAGUUUGAGCCUUUCAUUCUUUCGGAGAAGUACAUGACACAUAAGGAUGAUAAAAUCAGGGAGACAGAUGUUCCCGAGAGGAUUCAGUUGUCCGAAGAAGUUACCGGGUCUCCUCUAAUAGAUGAUACAAGUAUAGAAGAGGAGAGUGAAUGGAUACACAACCAGUUACUUGCUGCUGCUGCCAUUCCACCUCAAGUUGCAGAAAUGCAGGCGAUCAAAGAGAAAGAAAUUGAUAAAGAUGACAUUGGACGUGUCUUGACAAUGAUGCAUGGGCAGAAAUUAGAUCUUCCUUUCAUUGCCAUGUAUCGGAAGGAGCUAUGCCUUAGUCUGUUGAAGGAUUCAGAUGAGUCGUCAGUGGGUGGAGAAGAAACACCUAGAAUACAGUGGCAUAAGUUGCUCUGGACUGUUCAUAAUUUGGACAAAAAGUGGUUACUCCUUCAGAAGAGGAAGAUUGCUCUCCAGAUGUAUUACAACAAGCGAUUUGAUGAGGAAGCUCGAAGAAUAGAUGAUGAAUCGAGACUUGAAUUGAAUCAGAAAAUUUUCGAGUCUAUCAUUAAGGUUCUCAAGAAUGCAAAUUCUGAAAGAGAGGUUGAUGAUGUUGAUGCCAAGUUCAAUUUGCAUUUCCCUCCUGGUGAAGUUGAGGUGGAGGAAGGGCAAUUUAAAAGGCCAAUGCGAAAAUCAUUAUAUAGUACUUGUUAUAAGGCUGGACUGUGGGAAGUUGCUAACAAGUUUGGGUAUAGCUCUGAGCAACUUGGGUCACAUUUAAUGAAGGAGACAACAAGUUCGGACUUGAAAGAUGGAACUGAAACUCCUGAGGAAGUAGCUGCAAAUUUUACAUGUGCUAUGUUUGAGACUCCAGAAGAUGUGCUUAAAGGUGCUCGUUCACAGGCUGCUGUUGAGAUUGGGUGUGAACCUAAUGUUAAGAAACAUAUUCGUGGCAUAUUUAUGGACAAUGCUGUUGUCUCUACAAGCCCUACGCCAGAAGGAAAUUUGUCAAUAGAUACUCAUCAUGAGCUUGCGGGUGUGAAGUGGCUUCGUAAUAAGCCAUUAUCUAAGUUUGUAGAUGCACAAUGGUUACGGAUUCAGAAAGCUGAAGAAGAGAAGCUCCUUCAAGUUACCAUAAAAUUGCCUGAACAUGUUCAAGAAGAAUUAUUAAAUGAUGCUAAAGAAAACUAUGUAAGUGAUUAUGUUAGCAAGUCCGCACAGCUUUGGAAUGAGCAGCGUAAAAACAUACUCCAGGAUGCAUUUUUGAACAUUAUUCUGCCUUCAAUGGAAAAAGAAGCAAGAGCUCUCUUGACAGUUAGGGCAAAGAACUGGCUUGCUAUGGAGUAUGGAAGACAUUUGUGGAGUAAGGUCUCUGUUGCUCCUUAUCAGAAAAAGGAGGUUGACAAUGACACUGAGGACGAGUCAGAUUUACGUGUCAUGGCCUGCUGCUGGGGACCUGGAAAACCAGCCACUACUUUUGUUAUGUUGGAUUCAUCUGGGGAAGUUGUAGAUGUCUUGUAUGCUGGUUCUAUUAGCAGUCGAUCUCAAUCUGUUGCUGAUAAACAGCGCAAGCAACUUGACCAGCAACGUCUCUUGAAGUUUAUGACAGAUCACCAACCACAUGUUGUGUGCUUGGGAACAGCGAAUUUGUCUUGCAGACCGCUGAAAGAUGAUAUCUAUGAGGUUAUUUUUAAGAUAGUGGAAGAUCACCCUAGGGAUGUCAGCCAAGAUAUGAAUAUCAAUAUUGUAUUUGGCGAUGAAUCUUUGCCUCGACUAUAUGAGAAUUCACGAAUUUCUUCAGAUCAGCUACCUGCCCAACCAGGUAUUGUUAGGCGUGCAGUGGGUCUUGGACGGUAUCUUCAAAACCCAUUGGCAAUGAUCACCACAUUAUGUGGACCAGGAAAAGAAAUUUUGUCAUGGAAGCUGUGUCCUCUAGAGCAUUUUCUCACUGAUGAUGAAAAAUUUGAAAUGGUUGAGCAGGUAAUGGUUGAUGCUACCAAUCAGGUUGGUCUGGACAUUAAUUUAGCUGCUAGUCAUGAAUGGCUUUUUGCUCCUCUACAAUUUAUUUCUGGUCUUGGACCCCGCAAGGCUUCUGCAUUGCAAAGGGCAUUUGUCAGGGCUGGGUCCAUUAUCAACCGGAAGGAGAUUCCAAUGGGCAAAAUUCUGAGGAAGAAAGUUUUUAUUAAUGCCGUUGGGUUUUUGCGUGUUCGUCGCAGCGGGGCAGCAGCAGCUAGUAGUCAUAUCAUGGAUUUAUUGGACGACACGAGAAUUCAUCCAGAGUCAUAUGACCUGGCAAAGAAUUUGGCCAAAGAUGUUAGAGCUGAAGAUUUUGAGCACGGAGAGGAUGAAAUGGAUGACGAUGAUCUAGAAAUGGCAAUUGAACAUGUAAGAGAUAAGCCUGAAAUGCUCAAAGCGCUUGAUAUUGAUGCAUAUGAUGAAUCUUAUUUUAGAAAUCAUGGAACUAGAAAGUGGCAAACCUUUCAUCUUAUAAAGAUGGAGCUGUUACAUGGUUUUCAAGAUUGGCGUGUCCCGUUCACAGAACCAAGCCCGGAGGAGGAGUUCUGUAUGCUUUCUGGUGAAACUGAGGAUUCCUUACCAGUAGGAAAACUUGUUCAGGUUUCAGUUCGUCAAGCACAAGAUGGCCGUGUGUUUUGCAUGUUUGAUUCUGGUUUGAGAGGAUUUAUUAUGGCAGACGAUUUUUCAGACAAGGGUUACGAACCUGAGAAAGUUCAAGAAGGUGAUGUGCUUACUUGCAAGAUCAAGAAUGUCAACAAACAGAGGUUUAUUGUGUACCUGACAUGCAGAGAAAGUGAGCUAAGCAAGAGACCACUUUAUAUUCGCAAUCUUGAUCCGUACUACAAAGAAGACGAGGUUAACCGACAGAGUGAGCAGGAGAAGGCUCGGAAAGAAAAAGAACUUGCAAAGAAGAAUUUUAAGCCAAGAAUGAUUGUGCAUCCUCGCUUUCAGAACUUGACAGCUGAAGAAGCAAAACAGUACCUUGCAGAUAAGGAUGCUGGAGAGAGCAUUAUUCGUCCGAGUUCUAGAGGACCAUCAUUUUUGACUUUAACAAUAAAAAUUUUUGAUGAUGUCUAUGCUCAUAAGGACAUACUUGAAAGUGGAAAAGAUCACAAGGAUAUCACGAGCUUACUUCGUCUUGGAAAAACUUUAACAAUUGAUGAAAAGACAUUUGAAGAUCUUGAUGAGGUAAUGGAUAGAUAUGUUGAUCCGUUGGUAAGCCACCUGAAAAAUAUGCUUGGUUACCGCAAAUUCAAGAAAGGCAAAAAGUCGGAAGUUGAUGAAUUAUUAAAGGCGGAGAAGGCACAGAAUCCAAGGAGGAUAGUUUACUGUUUUGGCAUUUCUCAUGAGCAUCCGGGAACAUUUAUUUUAUCAUACAUUAGGAGCUCAAACCCUCAUCAUGAAUAUAUUGGAUUGUAUCCCAAGGGUUUUAGGUUUCGAAAGACAGACUUCGAUGACAUUGAUCGCCUUGUGUGUUUCUUCCAGAAAAAUAUUGAUAAACCGCCACCAGAUGCCCCUAUCGGAAGUGUUGCCGCAAGGGUCCCUAUGAAGAGCCCAUCAUGGGGCUCCUCUGCUGACGAUGGAUGGAGAGGUCAAACAAAUUCAGAAAGGGCGCGAUCAGGAGGAAGAUCUGAGUAUAGGAACAAUUACGGCGGUGACAAUCAGGAUGGCCAUCCAAGUGGGCUUCCUCGUCCAGGGCGGGGAGGUCGUGGGCGUGGCGGUCGUGGAAGAGGACGUGGUGGCCGGGAUUCAAGAAACGACGAUUUCGUUUCUUCGCCUAAAUGGGGCGGCGGUGGCUCAGGUCCAAGAAAUGAUGAUGGUGGUGGCUUGAGCAGCUUUCCUGGGGCCAAAGUACAAGACUCCCCUGGUACGGAGAGAUUUCCUGGCGGCUGGGCUGGUGGGGCUGGUGGUGGUGCCAGUGGCGGUUCAUGGGUCAGUGGUAGUAAUGACAAUGGUGGUGAUGGUUGGCGAGGUAGCACUGCGCGGCUGGGUGCCUAAAAAGGGUUGUGGGGAUAGCAGCGGU